UUGUUCAAUGUUCAAGCUUUUCACUCUACUCACUAGCCACUGUGUCGAAACUCGGUUAAGUUAGAUUUCUCCUAGUUAAUUUUUAUUUAAUUUUACUGGUGUUAUGUGUAAUUGCUAAUAAUUACUGUUUACCUAUGUAAAAUGUGAAACACUGAAUACAUUUAGUUCAUAAUUCCGCGUGACUCAUUUUGGAGCAGAGAUUUCGCUGUACAAUAGCUAUAUUGAAUAACUGGAGCACGUCAAAUUGUUAUCCGAUUAGAGUUUAAUGAUCUGAUCUCGUCUUGCUUAUAAAUGUUGAAGUAACUGUAUAACAGAUUCUAAUAUUAGACAUAUUUUGUAUUACAAAAUAUUAAUUUCUGUCAAAAAUGAGUCGACAACCAGAAAACCAUAUCAUGGAUAUUCCUCCUCCUGUAUAUACAAACAUGACAAAUAAUACUCAAACAGGAGAAUCAGAAAAUGGAAAUGUUGAUACAAUUCAGCAAAAUCCAAUUCAUGCACCGACAUCACCACAGCAUUAUGAUAUGCAGCCUCCUAGAUUGGACUUUUCAGCUCCUCCACCAUAUGAAGACUGUAACCCAGAAUUUGUAAAACUACCAACUUAUGAAGAAGUGCAAAUGGAAAAGAGAUUAGAAGGAGAAACAUCUCCAAGGUUGCCUGGAAGAGUUAUUGGAGGACCUCCUAGCAUUGGACCAUUACCACAAGAAAUACCUGCACAAACAUUGACUGUUCUUACAAUUGAUGCUGCACCUAAUCCAUGUGAAAUUGAUACUAAUUUAUUAGGCACAGACUAUAUGUUUCUAACUGCUUUUUUGGUGGCUUUGCUAUUCAAUUGGGUGGGAUUUUUGGUGUUAAUGUGUUUAUGCCAAACUGUAGCAGCUCGUUAUGGAGCACUUGCUGGGUUUGGAUUAUCAUUAGCAAAAUGGACGAUGAUAGUUAAACGAAAUACUGAGAUGUCUGAUUUAUCACCAGAAAGUCGUUCAAAUACAUGGCUUUGGUGGUUAGUUAUGGCAUUUGGAUUUUUGAUUUGUAUUCGUGCUGUCAUACAAUAUAUGAAUAUCAAACGUGGUUGGAGGCUACUUAGUGUUCCUGCACAAGAACGAGUGUUAUAUUUUUAUUAAACUUUUGAUCUGAUGGUAAAGUAAAGUAUAUGAAAUAUUUAUUAAAGUAUUUAAAUU
Molecule: messenger RNA, 1175 nt
Organism: Melanaphis sacchari
Lineage: Eukaryota; Metazoa; Arthropoda; Insecta; Hemiptera; Aphididae
Gene: Ndfip
Product: NEDD4 family-interacting protein 1
Exons: 6
Coding region: 366-1118 (250 amino acids)
Biological process (GO): vacuolar transport; positive regulation of protein ubiquitination; ubiquitin-dependent protein catabolic process
Cellular component (GO): perinuclear region of cytoplasm; Golgi apparatus; endoplasmic reticulum
Molecular function (GO): WW domain binding
Source: RefSeq, a predicted model, not a curated record